AUGUGGAAUUUGAUCAUAAGGUCUCAUGUUGAUAUGGGUCUGUUUCAUUCAGCUUUGAUGUUUUACAAAGAGAUGAGACACAUGAGUGUUCCUCAUGAUACUUUUACUUUUCCGAUAAUUAAUCGAGCUUUAUCGUUGUUAAAGAUUGAUGUUGUGUGUGGAAAGAUGAUUCACUGUGUAGCAAUUCAAAUGGGUUUGGAUUCGGAUUUGUAUUUUUGUAACACCAUGAUUGAUGUUUAUGUUAAAUGUGGGUGUUUUGAAUACGGUCGCAACGUGUUUGAUUUAAUGCUCAUGAGAGAUGUUGUUUCAUGGACUUUGAUGAUUUCUGGUUAUGUUGAUGAGGGAUAUGAUGUUAGUGUUGCUUUUGAUUUGUUCAACGAGAUGAGGAGGGAAUUGGAACCAAAUUCGGUUACUCUUAUUGUAAUGUUGCAGGCUUGUUGUGCUUCCGUGACAUUAAAUGAGGGAAUUCAGAUUCAUGGGUAUGCGGUGAAAAAUGGAUUACUAAUGGAUUUGUCUGUGAAAAAUUCAGUUUUGAAAGUGUAUGCUCGUAAAGGGAGUGCCAAAGAAGUGGACCUUUUAUUUAGUGAAAUAAACAGAAAGGAGGUAGCUUCAUGGAAUACUUUGAUUUCCUUUUAUUCGUCCAAAGGAGACAUAAUGAGAGUUUCUUGUUUGUUCGACGAAAUGCGGACCCUAGAAAUGCAUUUGUGGAACAUUGAAACUUUAUCGUUAGUUGUAUCGGCAUUUGCAAAGCGUGGUAGCCUUUAUGAGGGUGAAGGCAUGCAUUGCUUAGUGAUCAAAACAGGCUUUUCUGAUGAUGUUUUGCUGACUUCUCUACUUGAUUUUUAUUCCAAGUGUGGGAAAUUGGAAAUAUCAGUUCAGCUGUUUAACGAAAUUCAUUUUAAAAGUAACAUCACUUUGUGUGCUAUGAUGUCGGGUUUCAUUCAAAAUGGUUAUUUUAUAGAUGCCAUUGUUUUAUUCCAACAAAUGCAAGCUGCUGAUAAUGUUGAUAUUGUCCCUGAAAUUUGGAGAAAUCUACUUGAUGCAUAUGCAAACCUAGGAGCUUUGAAAUUAGGCAAAGUGGUCCAUGGUUACCUUAUAAAGCACUGGUUUAAUGGAUCUAUUGAAAGUAAUGGACACAUGGAAACAUCUAUCUUAAACAUGUACUUAAGGGGUGGUAGCAUCUCAUCAGCUAGAGAAGUUUUUGAUAGGAUUCCUGUCAAAGAUGUUGUGAUAUGGACAACGAUGAUCGAAGGACUUGGCUCCCAUGGUUUUGGUUUUGAAGCCGUAAAUUACUUUAAUUUAAUGAUUGAGCAAAGAGUGUGGCCAAACCAUAUCACCUUCUUGAGCUUACUGUCUGCUUGCAGUCACUCAGGUCUUGUUAGUGAAGGCUGCAAAAUUUAUUAUUCUAUGAAAUCGAGUUAUGGUAUUGAACCGGGUUUGGAUCACCAUACUUGCAUCGUCGAUCUUUUUGGUCGUUGCGGCAUGCUUAAAGAGGCGUUAGUCAUAAUAUUCAAAAUGAGAGUUGUACCUGAUAGUAGGAUUUGGGGUGCUCUUCUAGCAGCUUCAAGAGUUUAUGGAAAUAGAAAAUUUGGAGAAUAUGCAGCACAAAGACUUUUGGAGAUAGAACCUGAUAAUGUUGGAUAUUAUACUCUGUUGAGUAAUGUUAAAGCAAGUGAAGGAAGAUGGAAUGAGGUUGAAGAAUUAAGGAGAGUUAUGAGUGAAAAGAAUCUCAAGAAGAAACCAGGGUGGAGCUGUAUUGAGGUAAAAGGAGCGAUUCAAGGAUUUGUUUCUGGAGAUAUUUCACACCCUGAAGCAGAUAAAAUUUUUGAGACAUUGGGUAGAUUGAGUAGAGCAACAUAG
This is a messenger RNA of Cicer arietinum (chickpea), 1860 nucleotides long. Its product is annotated as pentatricopeptide repeat-containing protein At4g35130, chloroplastic-like. Gene Ontology annotation, cellular component: mitochondrion. Gene Ontology annotation, biological process: RNA modification. NCBI's taxonomy places the organism in Eukaryota, Viridiplantae, Streptophyta, Magnoliopsida, Fabales, Fabaceae. Gene Ontology annotation, molecular function: protein binding; RNA binding. The record is from RefSeq and is a predicted model, not a curated record.